UGCUUAUCUGCUCCUCCCCAGCUUCCUCUGCUCGAAUUCUCAGUGGCCUGGAGUGCUGGGAGGCAGCUGGUGCACUUGGCUUCUGAAGACCGCUCAGAUGAGAGGAAAUGUGCUCAUCAGCUUGAAGAAUGCUAGAGAUUUGGGGCUGCAGCUCCCAGAAGCCACUCCUGAUCUACGCCCUCGGUCUCUCCCUGGACCGCCCUCGGCUGUUCCCUGUGAGACCGCAAAGGCCUCCCGAAAUGUCCCCCUUUAGGUACUGGGGCCCGCCCAUAGUCCUUCUCACCCUGCUCUGCUGCCCAGGGUCUGGUGAGGAAGCAUUUGUCGUAUACAUGUCACCAGAGCAGGUGGUGGCUGAGCCCAAUGGGUCCUUGGAGGUCAACUGCAGCACAAACUGUUCCCAGCCACAAUUAGGGGGUCUGGAGACCAGCCUAACCAAGACUGUACUGGAUGAUCAGCCUCAGUGGAAGCGGUUCUUGGUCUCAAACAUCUCCCAGGACACAAGCCUCGAAUGCUACUUCGUCUGCUCAGGGCAGCAGCUGUCCAAGAAUGCCACUGUCAGCGUGUAUCACCCUCCAAAGCAGGUGAUGCUGAAGCUGCGGCCCACCCGGGUGGCCAUGGGGCAAUCCUUCAUCAUUGAGUGCAAGGUGCCCACUGUGGCACCCCUCAGGAGUCUUACCCUCACCCUGCUCCGUGGCAAUGAAAUGCUGCACAACCAGACCUUUGAGCAGGCAACAGCUGCCCCCGAAGAAGCCGUAGCCAUACGGAAUGUCACAGCUCACUGGGAGGACGGCCACCACAACUUCUUGUGCCGGGCGGAGCUGGACCUGCGCUCUCUCGGCGGCAGCAUCAUUAGCAGUGUCUCGGAGCCCCAGGCAUUGGAGGUCUAUGGUGAGUGGGAGCCAAGGGGCCUGGAGAGGGCAACCACUCCCAGCCCUUUAGGGGAAAAUCCCUGCCCUGCUCUCUGCUGGCUCGGGAGGCAGAAACCAGCAUCUCCACAUUUAACUCCAGAGCUUUCCCUUCCUCUUCCUGUUCCCCGAAGCUCUCUCCCAACUCCCCAACUUGGACCCUGGCUGUUCCAGAGGCCAAGCUAUUCUAGGAGAGCUAGACUAGUUGCUUGGCCUUUACCAAGCUGGGUGAACUCGACCAAGAGUCCCUGGGUAGUGCAGUUAAGAUGCUCAGCUGUUAACCAAAAGGUUCGAAGUUCAAGUCCAUCCAGUGGCAUCUCAGAAGAAACGCCUACUUCCAAAAACUCAGCCACUGAAAACCCUGUGGAGCGCAGUUCUACUGUAGCACACGUGGGGUCGUCCUGA
Loxodonta africana (African savanna elephant) is the source of this 1310-nucleotide messenger RNA. Its product is annotated as intercellular adhesion molecule 2-like. Gene Ontology annotation, molecular function: integrin binding. NCBI's taxonomy places the organism in Eukaryota, Metazoa, Chordata, Mammalia, Proboscidea, Elephantidae. The coding region runs from base 129 to 1310 and encodes 393 amino acids. The transcript is spliced from 3 exons. The record is from RefSeq and is a predicted model, not a curated record. Gene Ontology annotation, biological process: cell-cell adhesion. Gene Ontology annotation, cellular component: plasma membrane.